Molecule: messenger RNA, 627 nt
Organism: Penicillium griseofulvum
Lineage: Eukaryota; Fungi; Ascomycota; Eurotiomycetes; Eurotiales; Aspergillaceae
Product: anthrone oxygenase family protein
Exons: 2
Coding region: 1-627 (208 amino acids)
Source: RefSeq, a predicted model, not a curated record
AUGAUGGCUACAGAUCUGAGAAUUGCCCAGGCAAUAGGGACGAUUGGCUGUGCACUGGCAGCAGGCGGCAUUGCCACAUUGUCAAUACUGAGCAUUCCAAAUCUCAUCAUUCCAGAACGUCGUCCAGCCAGCGCGACACUCCCAUUCAAUGAUACUCCAGGAGCCUCGACCACGCACUUGACACAUCAAUGGCUUGAUCUGUAUGAGCGUGGCAGCAAGAUUUUCCCCGGUAUAUCCGCAGUUUCUUCACUCGCAAACAUUUAUGCGCUCUGUGCAUUGAAGAACUCUCCUACCCCUGCACCGGGUAUUUUUGGGUCUAGCUGGUCUACAUGCUAUCUGCUUGCUGUCGGGUUUACGAUGAGCAUUGGACCUUUUACGUUUACGGCUAUGAGGAAAACGAAUGCCAAACUGAAGGCUUAUGCAAAGCGAGACGAUGCGGCCGGCGCUGAGGGUACUAAGGGCAUGGUCGUGAGUGAGCAGGAGAAAGCGAAGCGGGCUAGAGAUGAUAGCGAGGUACCGGAACUUUUGCAGCAUUGGGGGAAGUUGAAUUUGAUCAGGGCUGUGUUCCCACUUGUUGGGGCUGGUAUUGGGUUUUAUGCUGCUGUCUCCAGCUGGGCGAUUCCUUAA